AGGAAGUAGGAGCUGAGAAUAAAAAGGCUGUGAGCUGAAGGCAAAGGGUACACACUGACUGGCAGCUCUCCACUGCGUCUUAGCAUAAGAACCACCGCAGUGACUUAGCAAAGGAAAACAGUCGCUGAAGACACAUCUUUACCAGGCUGCUACGUAGCACCAGGCAUCAAGCCACAAUCUCCAUUUCUUCAAAGAGCAAAGUGAAGCGAAGUUCCCCAGAAACAUGAUUGGCCUGUGGUUCCUCUCUGUUCUCACUUACGGAUUCAUGGUGCUUGAGGAGGGCAAUUGCUGGACAUACCACUAUUCAGAAAAAAAUAUGACCUAUAAGCUUGCGGAGGAAUGGUGUAGGAAACACUAUACAAAUAUGGUUGCCAUUCAGAAUAAGGAGGAAAUUGUCCAUCUGAAUGCAUUUUUACCCUUCAAUCCAAGUUAUUACUGGAUUGGAAUCAGGAAGAUUGAUAAUGAGUGGACCUGGGUUGGAACAAGAAAACGGCUGACUGACGAGGCUAAAAACUGGGCUAAGGGUGAACCAAACAACAAAAAGAAUGAUGAGGACUGUGUUGAAAUCUACAUCAAAAGAGAGAAGGAUGCAGGCAAAUGGAAUGAUGAAAGAUGCAGCAAACAGAAGGUUGCCUUGUGCUAUGCAGCUUCCUGUCACCAGUCUUCCUGCAGUGGCCAUGGUGAAUGCCUGGAGACCAUUAACAAUCAUACCUGCCUCUGUGAUGCUGGUUUCUAUGGGCCUGAAUGCCAGCAUGUUGUGACUUGCGAUCAAUUAAAAGAACCCGAUCAAGGGACACUGGAGUGCAGCCAUCCACUGCAGAACUACAGCUACAACUCAUCCUGUGAGAUUCAGUGUGCAGAAGGCUAUGAAUCAACUGGGUUUGAACCAGUUUGGUGUACCUCUUCUGGAAACUGGUCUGCACCCAUUCCAGCAUGUAGAGUUGUGCAGUGUGAUGGCUUAAAGGCUCCGGCUCAUGGCUCCGUGACAUGUUCUCCUGCCUCUGGGAACUUUCUGUGGAAUUCAACCUGUGAGUUUGCCUGUGAAGAAGGGUUUGUGUUGAAGGGAUCAGACAGGCUGCAGUGUGGCGCUUCUGGAAAGUGGAAUGGACAGCAGCCGGAAUGUGAAGUUGUGCAGUGUGAUGGCUUAAAGGCUCCGGCUCAUGGCUCCGUGACGUGCUCUCCUGCCUCUGGGAACUUUCUGUGGAAUUCAACCUGUGAGUUUGCCUGUGAAGAAGGGUUUGUGUUGAAGGGAUCAGACAGGCUGCAGUGUGGCGCUUCUGGAAAGUGGAAUGGACAGCAGCCGGAAUGUGAAGUUGUGCAGUGUGAUGGCUUAAAGGCUCCAGCUCAUGGCUCUGUGAUGUGCUCUCAUGCCUCUGGGAACUUUCUUUGGAAUUCAACCUGUGAGUUUGCCUGUGAAGAAGGGUUUGUGUUGAAGGGAUCAGACAGGCUGCAGUGUGGCACUUCUGGAAAGUGGAAUGGACAGCAGCCGGAAUGUGAAGUUGUGCAGUGUGAUGGCUUAAAGGCUCCGACUCAUGGCUCCGUGACGUGUUCUCCUGCCUCUGGGAACUUUCUGUGGAAUUCAACCUGUGACUUUGCCUGUGAAGAAGGGUUUGUGUUGAAGGGAUCAAAUAGGCGGCAGUGCAGUGCUUCUGGAGAGUGGGAUGGACAGCAGCCAGAAUGCGAAGCUGUGACGUGUGAAGCAGUGAACAGGCCUGAAAAUGGCUUUGUGGAGUGUACCGCCCGUCAUCCAGAAUUCACCCACAACUCAGCCUGUGAGUUCCGUUGUGAGGAGGGCUACAGAUUAAGUGGAUCACCCAAGAUUCAGUGCACAGCGCAGGGAGAAUGGUCAGAGCCCUUCCCAAAGUGUGAAGUUACACAGUGUGAAACCCUGAUACUCCCUGAGAAGGGCUCCAUGAAUUGUUCACACCCUCUUGGGGAUUUUACAUACAGCACAGUUUGCGAGUUUAACUGUACAGGGGGAUGGUUGCUAAAAGGCUCUCACGUACUUCAGUGUGGCGCUGCAGGGAACUGGACUGCAAGUCAGCCAACAUGCGAAGCUCCUCAAGUGCCUGAAGAACUGCUCAGUUACGUCUCUGUUGGAAUAGCAGCCACUGGAGCCUCACUCCUGUCGACAGCAUCAUUCCUCAUAUGGCUUGUAAAGCGCCUUCGAAGGAAAGCAAAGAAAUUUACUCCUGCCAGCAGCUGCCAGAGUCUCAAUUCAGAGAGUACCUUCCAAAGCACUGCUCAUCUAAUCUAAUGCCAAGUGACUCUGGAAUUGAAGCUAUUUUCACUGAUGCCUCAGAGCUGCUCAGGAAAUGGAGCUAUGCAGUCCUCAGCAAGCGGCCAGGUGUUGAUGCAUCUUGCUGACAAGAUGAUUAGCCUUGGGUCUUGCUACUAAAUACUGAGCUCAGUCAUCUGGUUCUGCCACUGAAGAGAAGCAAGCUGUGGGUAAAACCCUAGCUGUUUACCAAGAGACUACAUGGGUCCCGUCAAUGUAUAGCUACAGUGAUUGGGAGAUCUCUAUUCAUUCUCUGGAUGGGGACAAAAAAAGCUGCUAUCUAUGGGAGAGGUUGGACUCCUCUAGGGUCAGUCUGUAGGUACCAGGGUGGAGUGAACACUUUGCAAUAUACACGGCUGGAGAUCUCUCCCAUGGAAACACAUGGGUCACAAUUUUUAAAGCAAAAUAGUUAGAAUGGGAAAUAUCUGUGGAAUUUCCUUACAAACCAUUGAUUUGGUUCACUGGUAAUUGUUGAAGUAAAUGUGCUGUAACAAUAUGUCACAGUUAAUCGAUCUGUUUGUAACACUAUGGGCAAGGUGUUUUGCUGCAGUUCCCAAGGAGUUUUUAUAUUGUAACGUUAAACCCUUGCUAAUGGGAGCACUAUCAGAGUUGGUAAUUAUGCCAGGCACCCUGGUUCGUGAAUGCAGCAAGUAGACCUGAAAUAAUUUCAUCCCCAUGGGAUUAAGUAUUGUAAUCUAUAUAAAUAUAUAUUUUGUUUCUUGUGCACUUUCUAUACUGUUUGUAAAUCGUAGAACUGCUGUAGGAUAUCUGCCCUAGAGUUCAGGAUCAUAGAUGUUCUGCAAAAAGUAUGUGACAUCUACUCUGUUCAGAUAAAAUAGCCAGUUGUAUAACGCAAAAGGUAGCGACUACAGGCCUUCUGUGUACUUAUUCCUUUAAAUUUAUUUGUCAUUUAGGGACAGACAUGAUUAAAGGUCUGUAUGUGCAUUCAUGUGUGUCUGAACAUAAGAACAUAACAUAACACUAGAUAGAAGUAAAAUAUCAUGUAUUAGACCUUUGAGGUCUAAUCCUACUCUCAUUAACACUGAUGGCAAAACUCCCGUUAAUUUCAAUGAUUCAGGAAAAGGCCCUUCAUAACUUACAAGUUGUUCUUUGUGACACCUUUGUGAAUAUUGCGUUUGAUAACAUUGCAUACACAAUAGUCCAAUGAAAAGACCUGAGGUCAUAUUUUAGUGGCUGAUGUUUCUGUAAGAAGCAGUUAUGUGCGACUGAAUAUUUGGGGCAGAGCUUCACCUGAUAUAAAUUGUCACAGCUCAAUCAGAGGUACCCUUUUAUGGUUUUCAUGUCCGUAUAUUUAAAUAUAAACUGGCAGCAUAAGAAGAUGUUUAUAUAUAAUGAAUAUAAUCUGCUUCGGUUUUAUAUUAUCAGUAUGGUUUUGAAUAAGUUAUGUAUUUAUUGUAUUUAUGAUUACACAGUUGUGGCUGCUUUUAAUCUGGUAUGUGCUGUGCUCUAUGUGAGGUUGAUUAAUAAAAUGGUUUGAGAUUACUGUUUA
Gopherus evgoodei (Goodes thornscrub tortoise) is the source of this 3788-nucleotide messenger RNA. It is a transcript of the gene SELE, whose product is annotated as selectin E. The transcript is spliced from 15 exons. Gene Ontology annotation, molecular function: oligosaccharide binding; sialic acid binding. Gene Ontology annotation, cellular component: external side of plasma membrane; membrane. The coding region runs from base 224 to 2257 and encodes 677 amino acids. The record is from RefSeq and is a predicted model, not a curated record. Gene Ontology annotation, biological process: response to cytokine; leukocyte tethering or rolling; heterophilic cell-cell adhesion. NCBI's taxonomy places the organism in Eukaryota, Metazoa, Chordata, Testudines, Testudinidae.